AUGGCGGCCACCGCCCGGCCCCGGCCCUCGCCCGGCUGCAGAAGCGCCGUGAUCCUGACGCUCGCGGUGGCUCUCUGCGCUCUGGCCCCUGCCCGGACCUCCAACCCGCUCUCGCCGGCCGCGCCCGCCACCGAUUGCGCCGGCAAAGGGAAAGCGGGCAGCAACUGCUCAGAAUUAAAUGUAAAGGAGUCAGAUGUGAGAGUAUGUGAUGAAUCAACAUGUAAAUAUGGGGGUGUUUGUAAAGAAGAAGGAGAUAGUUUGAAGUGUGCAUGCCAAUUUCAGUGUCACACAAAUUAUAUUCCUGUUUGUGGUUCGAAUGGAGAUACAUACCAAAAUGAAUGCUUCCUCAGGAGAGCUGCUUGCAAGCAUCAGAAAGAGAUAACCGUCGUUGCUAGAGGCCCUUGUUACUCUGAUAACGGUUCUGGAUCAGGAGAAGGAGAAUAUGAAGGAUCUGGAACUGAAGUUCAUAGAAAACAUUCCAAAUGUGGUGUUUGCAAAUAUAGGGCAGAAUGUGAUGAAGAUGCAGAAAAUGUUGGGUGUGUGUGCAACAUAGACUGUAGUGGAUACAGUUUUAACCCUGUUUGUGCAUCUGACGGACGUUCCUAUAACAACCCAUGCUUUGUUCGAGAAGCCUCUUGCCUGAGACAAGAACAGAUUGAUAUCAGACAUCUUGGACAUUGCUCAGACUCUGAUGAUACUAGCUUAUUGGGGAAGAAGGAUGAUGGAAUGCAGUAUCGGCCAGAUGUAAAAGAUGCAAGUGAUCAAAGAGAGGACAUCUAUAUUGGAAACCACAUUCCUUGCUCAGAAAGUUUCAGUGGCUAUUGCAUCCAUGGGAAAUGUGAAUUCAUUUAUUCUACACAGAAGGCUUCCUGCCGGUGUGAAUCUGGAUACACAGGACAGCACUGUGAAAAGACGGACUUUAGCAUACUUUAUGUUGUCCCUAGUAGGCAAAAGCUCACACAUGUCCUCAUUGCGGCAAUAAUAGGAGCUGUCCAGAUUGCCAUCAUUGUUGCAAUUGUUAUGUGCAUAACCCGGAAAUGCCCCAAAAACAACAGAGGACGACGGCAGAAACAAAAUCUAGGCCACUUUACUUCAGAUACAUCGUCCAGAAUGGUUUAACAUGAUUUUUAUAUCUACACUGACCAUGUGAUGUACAAUUUUGUUACCUUUUUUUUCUUUUAAAGAAUGGAAAUAUUUAUUUCAGAGGCCUUAUUUUUGGACAUUUUUUAGCGUAGCUCUGGUUUGUUUCAUACUGAAAGCAGCCGACAGCUAUGGACUGCUCUGGUAACUUCUCAUUUAAUGAUUUGAAGAAUACAGUAGUUUGUUUCCUGUACUUGUAUCACAUGGUUAUGAUAAUGGACUUGUGCUUUACUCAUGGAAUGUAACAUUUUGGAGAAUGGAGACAUUUCAUCAAUGAUCGUAGAACAAACAAAAUGGAGCCCUUCAAGUUUGCUAGCAAACAAGGCAUGACCCAAGGGUAAAGAUGUUUACAGCAUACUUUUCUUACAAGGAAUUAGAAGACACUGUGUUUAAAUACCGUAGAUAUUUAAAUGUUUUUGAAAGUUAGUCACUGAUUUUUUUAGACACUGCCAAUCGCAUGAAUUGUGAAGAUGUGUAUUGUGUGUAGUUGUGACAUAUUUAUAAUGGGUUGAACCCAGACUAAUUUGGUUGCACUUAAUUCACAUUGAAAUCAAUGGAACCAGUUAAUUUUAAUUGAAUGUCCACUGAUUUCACUGGAAACUGAGUGCAACUAAUUUACAGUGCAGUCUUGCACAUGCCAACUCAGAGUAACCCCAACGGAGUUAAAUGGGAAUUUCUCCCAGGUAGGCAUGUGAAAGAUUGCAGAAUCAGACUGGAUUCAACCUGAUACAGACUGGGUUGAAGCACCGCUGUCUUCAUAAAUAUUUGACACUUUAUUUUUAAAUUGUAAAAUAGUAAUGAUGAUUAUGAUAUACAUUUCAUAAUUUUAAAGACUGCCCAGUAGAGCAGAGGGCAUUUGUCUUGUAGAAACAGGUCUUGGAAGGCUUGUGUAUUGUUUUUAAAAAAGAGUUAUGUUUAAUAAUCCAACUCACAUGAUUGGGAUUAAGCCUGUGUUGGUCACUAUUUAAAGUUAAACUGCUUUCCUACUUAUUACAGUUUUCUAAUGAGGAUACCUGUUUUCACAUCAAUGAAUGCAAUUGUAUAGUCUUUGUGAUUAAAAUGCAAAAACAAAAAAAUUAAAUGCCAUGAAAAAAAAUUGUGCUCUUCUCUAGAGUAUUUUCAAGAGAUAAGGACAUGUCUCAUCCAAAUAAAGUCUGCUGGUUGUAGUUAUAAUAUUAAUAGGAUGUUAGUAGUUGUUUGGGAGAUCCAGAGCUAAAAUGUAACUAGGGUGUGUUCCAGCUGUUCAACAUGUAGUUUUAGGCUUUCCAAUUCUGCAUGUAGGAUUUUAAAAUUUGUUCAAUAAAAAGGCUUUCAAUAUUUGAACCGGAAAGGUAUGUCAAUACAGUGUUUUCCCAUGAUACAUAAUCUGUUAUGAGUGUGUUUCUUCGUUACUUGAAAUGAACAGCCUUCACAUGUUGAUGAACAGUAGCACUUUUUCAUUUAAAUUGUUCAAACUCUAUUGAAAACAUUGAUCUCCCCCCUCCCCUGCCACCU
Molecule: messenger RNA, 2634 nt
Organism: Pogona vitticeps (central bearded dragon)
Lineage: Eukaryota; Metazoa; Chordata; Lepidosauria; Squamata; Agamidae
Gene: TMEFF1
Product: transmembrane protein with EGF like and two follistatin like domains 1
Cellular component (GO): plasma membrane
Molecular function (GO): protein binding
Source: RefSeq, a predicted model, not a curated record